AUGUCUUUAUUUAAAGCCCGUGAUUGGUGGUCUACUGUUCUGGGAGAAAAGGAAGAAUUUGAUCAAGGCUGUCUGUGUUUGGCUGACGUUGAUAAUAGUGGAAAUGGACAAGAUAAAAUAAUCGUGGGUAGUUUUAUGGGAUACCUACGAAUCUUUAACCCCCAUCCUGUAAAAACAGGAGAUGGGGCUCAAGCUGAGGAUUUGCUUCUAGAAGUUCAGCUACGAGAUCCAAUCCUACAGGUGGAAGUAGGACAGUUUGUUUCAGGCACUGAAAUGCUUCAUUUGGCCGUGCUGCAUUCUAGAAAACUUUGCGUCUACUCUGUCUCAGGAACCCUGGGUAAUGUGGAACAUGGGAAUCAGUAUCAGAUCAAACUGAUGUAUGAACACAAUCUUCAGAGGACAGCCUGCAAUAUGACUUAUGGAUCAUUCGGUGGUGUAAAAGGUCGGGAUUUAAUUUGUAUCCAGUCCAUGGACGGGAUGCUGAUGGUGUUUGAGCAGGAGAGCUAUGCCUUUGGGAGGUUCCUCCCCGGUUCUCUCUUGCCUGGCCCCCUUGCCUACAGCUCCCGGACAGACUCCUUCAUUACCGUCUCUUCCUGCCGACAGGUGGAAAGCUACAAGUACCAAGUACUCGCUUUUGCAACAGAUGCAGAUAAAAGACAGGAGACUGAACAGCAAAAACUUGGUUCUGGAAAAAGACUUGUUGUAGAUUGGACUCUAAAUAUUGGAGAGCAAGCCCUUGAUAUAUGUAUUAUGUCUUUCAAUCAGUCAGCAUCUUCUGUUUUUGUUCUUGGCGAAAGAAACUUUUUUUGCCUUAAGGAUAAUGGUCAGAUUCAAUUCAUGAAGAAACUUGAUUGUAGCCCAAGUUGUUUUCUCCCGUACUGCUCAGUUUCUGAAGGAACAGUAAAUACUUUGAUUGGGAACCACAAUAGCCUGUUGCAUGUUUAUCAGGACGUGACACUGAAGUGGGCCUCUCAGCUUCCCCACGUGCCUGUCGCAGUGAGAGUGGGCUCUUUACGUGAUUUGAAGGGCGUAAUAGUUACCUUGAGUGAGGACGGUCACCUGCAGUGCUCGUACCUGGGCACGGAUCCAUCUCUGUUCCAGGCUCCCAAAGUGGAGUCCAGAGAGCUGAAUUAUGACGCCCUUGAUGCAGAGCUGAAAGAACUUCAGAAAAUCAUUAAAGAUGUUAACAAAUCACAAGGUGUUUGGCCCAUGACUGAGAGAGAAGAUGACUUGAAAAUUUCUGCCAUGGUUUCUCCUAACUUUGACUCCGUAUCUCAAGCUCCUGAUGUUGAAGUGGGAACUGACCAUGUCCCUUCAGUCACAGUGAAGGUCACACUCCAGAAUCGAGUGGCAUUGCAAAAAGCCAAAUUAUCAGUCUAUGUGCAGCCACCUUUGGUAUUGUCACGUGACCAAUUCACUUUGGAAUUUACCGCACCAGAGAUGACUAGGACAGUGGCCUUCUCUGUUUUUCUGAAAGGAAGUUAUGCACCCCCUGAAUUGGAAGGAAAUGCUGUUGUUUCUUAUGCCAGACCAACAGAUCGAAGUCCUGAAGGCAUUCCUCGGGUUACCCAAUGUAAAUUCAGACUUCCCCUGAAAUUAGUCUGUCUCCCAGGCCAGCCUUCAAAAAUCGCAAGCCACAAGCUAACGAUUGAUACCAACAAACCUCCAGUCAGCCUUCUCAGUCUCUUUCCAGGCUUUGCCAAUCAGUCCGAAGAGGAACAGGUGAAUGUGAUGGGUUUUCGGUUCUUAGGUGGUUCCCAAGUUACUCUUCUUGCUUCUAAAACCUCACAGCGAUAUCGCAUUCAGAGUGAACAGUUUGAAGAUCUUUGGCUCAUAACAAAUGAGCUUAUUCUCCGCCUUCGAGAAUAUUUUGAAAAGCAGGGAAGCAAAGAUUUCGCAUGUUCUUUUUCUGGAUCCAUGCCCCUUCAAGAAUAUUUUGCGUUGAUCGAUCAUCAUUUUGAGCUGCGGAAAAAUGGUGAAAAGUUGGAGGAACUCCUCUCCGAAAGAGCUGUGCAGUUUCGGGCCAUCCAACGCCGGCUGUUAACGAGGUUCAAGGACAAAACGCCCGCCCCGCUCCAGCACCUGGACACCCUGCUGGACGGCACCCACCAGCAGGUGAUGGCGCUCGCGGACGCCGUGGAGGAAAACCAGGCCAGCGUGCUGCAGGCAUUCAGCAGGCUGCGCAGCGCCACGCACCUGCUGCUGCUGCUGGUCGGGCUGUGGCAGAAGCUCAGUGCUGACCAGAUGGCCAUCCUGGAGGCGGCGUUCCUGCCUCUGCAGCACGACACUCAGGAACUGGGCUGGGAGGAAACGGUGGACGCCGCGGUGUCCUACCUCCUGAAAACCUGCCUCUCCAAGAGCUCCAAGGAGCAGGCUCUGAGCCUGGGCAGCCAGCUGACCAAGCCCCGCGACACCGGCCGCCUGAAGAAGCACAUCACCCUGCUCUGCGACCGCCUGGCCAAAGGCGGCCGCCUCUGCCUGAGCACCGACGCGGCUGCCCCGCCCGCCAUGGUCAUGCCAGGCGGCUGCACUCCGAUUCCAGAGUCAGACCUGGAGGAAAGGUCACCAGAACAAGACUCCACCGAACUGUUCAGCGGCCACAAGCACCCCUCCGCGGAGCCGCCCGUGCCUGAAGUUGCACCCCUGCAAGGCGUCUCGGAGUAG
Pipistrellus nathusii (Nathusius's pipistrelle) is the source of this 2664-nucleotide messenger RNA. The record is from the annotation of a GenBank genome assembly. NCBI's taxonomy places the organism in Eukaryota, Metazoa, Chordata, Mammalia, Chiroptera, Vespertilionidae.